AUUACAGUGAAAGAUGAACCAGUGUAUUCCUAAAUGAUUGACGGAAAGAUUGCCGUAGCCUGUUUGGCAACCCUUGCUAAUGCUGGUAUUCUUUUGGGACACCAUGGCAAAGAUGACGGACAAUGGCACGGAGAAGGACUUUUGGAAAGCCAGUGGUACGGCGAUCACAAAACUCAUGGAAUAAUUGCUGCCCCUCUUCUUGCCCACGGUGUUCUUGCUGGACCCGUAAAUCAUGGUGCUACUCUUGUUGGCCCAUCUCAUGCUGCAUCAGUUGUUGGACCAGUUGAACAUGGAGCAACUCUCAUUGGACCAUCUCACCAAGCUUCUGUAGUAGGACUAGUUGACAAUGGUGCAACUCUUAUUGGACCAACUCAACAUGCUUCAGUUGUUGGACCUACUAACUAUGGAGCAACCCUUGUUGGACCAACUCAACAUACCUCAGUUGUUGGACCUGCUAACUAUGGAGCAACACUUGUUGGACCAUCCCAACAUGCUUCAGUUGUUGGACCUACUAACUACGGAGCAACACUUGUUGGGCCAUCUCAACAUGCUUCAGUUGUUGGACCAACUAACUAUGGAGCAACACUUGUUGGACCAUCUCAACAUGCUUCAGUUGUUGGACCACUUGUUGGACCAUCUCAACAUGCUUCAGUUGUUGGACCUACUAACUAUGGAGCAACACUUGUUGGACCAUCUCAACACGCCUCUGUAAUCGGACUUGCUGGUCACGGAGCAACACUAAUUGCACCCUCUUAUCACGGAUUGAGCUACGACAAUGCUCACUUGAUUGUCGUAGCCUGUUUGGCAACCCUUGCUAAUGCUGGUAUUCUUUUGGGACACCCUAGCAAAGAUGAUGGAAAAUGGCACGGAGAAGGACUUUUGGAAAGCCAGUGGCACGGCGAUCACAAAACUCAUGGAAUAAUUGCUGCUCCUCUUGUUUCCCACGGUCACGAACAUGCCCAUUGA
This is a messenger RNA of Agrilus planipennis (emerald ash borer), 966 nucleotides long. RefSeq names its product spidroin-2-like. The transcript has 3 exons. Bases 34 to 966 code for a protein of 310 amino acids. The record is from RefSeq and is a predicted model, not a curated record. Lineage: Eukaryota; Metazoa; Arthropoda; Insecta; Coleoptera; Buprestidae.